Pimephales promelas (fathead minnow) is the source of this 1168-nucleotide messenger RNA. RefSeq lists its product as uncharacterized. The record is from RefSeq and is a predicted model, not a curated record. Gene Ontology annotation, cellular component: plasma membrane. Gene Ontology annotation, biological process: phospholipase C-activating G protein-coupled receptor signaling pathway; positive regulation of Rho protein signal transduction. NCBI's taxonomy places the organism in Eukaryota, Metazoa, Chordata, Actinopteri, Cypriniformes, Leuciscidae. Gene Ontology annotation, molecular function: G protein-coupled receptor activity.
AUGACAAACUUCAGCACACCUGCCAACAUCACACUAACACCAUUUUGGAAAAUAGACAUAGUAGAAACUUGUAUGUUGACCUUUCACUUCAUAUCUGGUCUUCCAACAAAUGUCUAUGUUAUGUGGCUCAUCAUGACGGGAACAGGAAGCGGAGUUGCAUCAGAGUUCUUCAACCUCAAUCUCUCUGUUUGUGGGAUCUUUGUCUCUGUGAACGGUUUGCUCAUUCUAGUCUCAAAAUGGUUUCCAUUUCAAAGUCUCACAGCAUUAACACAGUUUUUCUAUGGACUUACUGUCACUGGUCAUCCUCUGUUUCAGUGUCUGAUCUGUGUUGAGCGUCACCUGGCAGUGGUUCAUCCUGUAACCUUUCUGAAGUACAAACCUCUCAGAUAUAGAGUGAUCUGCUGCACUGUAGUCUGGAUAUAUAUAUUUGGCACUUGUUUGUUCUGCAUGUUUAUUUUUAUCUCAUAUACCAUACAUAUGUAUAUAUGGUUCUGCUCACUGCAGUUCCUCCUCUUCCUCUCCAUCCAGUUGUUUUGUCUUGUGGCUGUUCUCAGAGCUCUGAAGCAGUCAGGACCAGGAGAGAGCAGGGGAGUGAGAGAGGAAGAAAACCAAAUGAAGAGAAAAGCGUUUUACAUCAUUCGAGUAACUACUGCUAGCUUGGUUGUCACAUAUGUUCCAUUUAUUGCUACUGGUUUGCAUUUUAUUGUGACACUGAAGUUCAUUCAGAUUCUUUGGUCAAUUAGUUACAUCUGUUUUAUGCUGGCUGGUUUUGUUCACCCUGCACUUUAUCUGCACCGGACUGGAAAACUCUUCUGCUUCUGUUCUAAAAAUUAGUAAUCAUAUUAUCGCAUAUUAUCAUUGAGUACUGAUUGCUGAGCUGAUUGCUACAUGGCUACAACAAAUAAAUAAAUGCAUAGACAAUCUGAGUUAUUGUAACCUUUAGAGACUGCAGAGGCAUGGCAUGGUAAUUAAGCUUAAUCUCGGCUGUCAUCAUUUGGAAAUAUUUAACUGUUGGAUGCUGCAAUUGACAAAUCAUAGUCAUGUUCUCUAGAGAGCCCUAUUAUACUGUAAAAAUUAUGCUGGAUUUAAUUUAGAAUAAAAAAAAAUAUGUUAUAUGAAAUGAGCUAAAUAUGAAACUUUGAUGAAUAAUUUUAGCUGAUACCUGAGA